This is a messenger RNA of Balaenoptera ricei (Rice's whale), 1336 nucleotides long. RefSeq names its product ELMO domain containing 1 (gene ELMOD1). NCBI's taxonomy places the organism in Eukaryota, Metazoa, Chordata, Mammalia, Artiodactyla, Balaenopteridae. The transcript has 10 exons. Gene Ontology annotation, molecular function: GTPase activator activity. The record is from RefSeq and is a predicted model, not a curated record. The coding region runs from base 1 to 987 and encodes 328 amino acids.
AUGCUGAUCCAGGUGUGCCUGUAUUUUUACUGUAAAUUUUUGUGGCGUUGCCUGAAAUUUGUAAUGAGAAAGCUGACUGGAAGAUGUGAACUGCAACGGAUCUGUUACAAUACCAAGCCUGGAGCUUCUAGAACUAUGAAAAUCGAAACAUCACUGAGGGAUUCAAAAAGUAAGCUACUGCAGACUUCAGUGAGUGUUCAUCCUGAUGCUAUUGAAAAAACUAUAGAAGACAUUAUGGAACUGAAAAAAAUUAACGCUGACAUAAAUCCACAGUUGGGAAUCUCUCUUCAAGCUUGCCUUCUGCAAAUUGUUGGGUACAGAAACCUUAUUGCAGAUGUGGAAAAACUGCGCAGAGAACCCUAUGACUCUGAUAAUCCCCAACAUGAAGAAAUGCUUUUGAAGUUAUGGAAAUUUUUGAAGCCCAAUACUCCGCUGGAAUCCCGGAUUUCUAAGCAGUGGUGUGAAAUUGGUUUCCAAGGUGAUGAUCCUAAAACAGAUUUUCGAGGAAUGGGACUUUUGGGACUGUACAAUUUGCAGUAUUUUGCAGAAAGGGAUGCUGCAGCAGCUCAGCAGGUCCUAUCUGAUUCUCUUCAUCCAAAAUGCAGGGAUAUCACUAAAGAGGAAAUAAGCAAAUUCAGCAAAGCAGAAUGGGAGAAGAAAAGGAUGGAUAAAGCAAUUGGGUACUCGUUUGCAAUUGUGGGCAUCAAUAUAACUGAUCUGGCAUAUAAUCUACUGGUGAGUGGAGCUCUAAAAACUCAUUUCUACAACAUCGCUCCAGAAGCUCCAACAUUAUCUCACUUCCAGCAAACAUUCUGCUAUUUGAUGCACGAGUUUCAUAAGUUUUGGAUUGAAGAGGACCCCAUGGACAUAAUGGAAUUUAAUCGUGUGCGGGAGAAAUUCCGCAAGAGGAUCAUAAAACAGCUGCAGAAUCCAGACAUGGCAUUGUGCCCACACUUUGCUGCCUCAGAAGGUUUAAUCAACAUAUAAUCACCCACACUGGUUUUAAUGGAUACCCCAGGACAGUGCCUCAUUAUUGUGUUAGAUCUCUCCUUAGGUCCCAGCUCACACACUGAAUGCACACAGUGAUUGUAUGCAUGCCUGUUGGUACAGUGUUUUCAUAUCUUCAUCAUAAUUACCAGAUCCCCAAAUACCACAAUUUCUGCAGUAUCUGUCAUCCAGUGACUGCUCAUAUUGUGGCAUCAUGCAGUGUUACAUCUUGCCUUGACACCUGGUAUGGAGAGAGUUUUCUAUUUUUUUAAAUUGGCUUCCUCUCCCUCAUAAUUUAGUGUUGAAGAAUUGUAUUUCUCUAGCUGUAUUUUAUAUGUAAAAGAUUUAG